CAAUACCAGGGAGUCUCGGUCUCUAGAUCCUGGGAGCUCCCGUGGAUCUGCAGGAUCCGCGCUGCCCAGUCCCGGCGGGAGAUGGCCUUGCGGCUGGGCCAGCUAGGCUCGGGCCCCUGGUGGCGAGCGGUGCGAGGUGACUAUGCACAGCUGCGCGCCCCGUCCCCUCGCAGCGCGUCCGCCUGCGUCUGCCGGCUGCCUGGCACCGCCGGUACCCAGCCUCGCCGCGGGCUGGGCCACGGCUCCUCGGCUGGAGGCGGGUCCCGGCUGGGGACCGGGCUGGCCGCGGCGCUGGCGGGGAUGGCAGGGCUGGCAGCCGCCGUCUUAGGGCACGUGCAGCGGGCGGAGAUGGUGCCCAAGAGCUCGGGGGCGCGGAGCCCCUCACCUGGACGGCUGGAGGAGGACGGGGACGAGCUGGCCCGCCGCUGCAGCACCUUCAUGUCCUCGCCGGUGACCGAGCUGCGGGAGCUGGGGAGAAGGCCGGAUGACAUGAAGACCAAGAUGGAGCUGAUGAUUAUGGAGACCCAGGCCCAGGUGUGUCGGGCGCUGGCACAGGUAGACGGAGUCGCUGACUUCUCUGUGGACCGAUGGGAGAGGAAGGAAGGAGGUGGUGGCAUCACCUGUGUGCUUCAGGACGGGCGUGUGUUUGAGAAGGCCGGGGUGAACAUUUCUGUCGUUCAUGGGAAUCUUUCUGAGGAGGCAGCAAACCAAAUGAGAAGCAGAGGAAAAGCCCUGAAGAAGAAAGAUGGUAAAUUGCCGUUUACUGCUAUGGGUAUAAGCUCCGUGAUUCACCCUAAGAAUCCUUAUGCACCCACCAUGCAUUUCAACUAUAGAUACUUCGAAGUAGAAGAAGCUGAUGGUAAGAUGCAUUGGUGGUUUGGGGGUGGAUGUGACCUCACACCGACAUACCUGAACCGAGAGGAUGCCGUCCAUUUCCACCGUACUCUGAAGGAAGCUUGCGAUCAGCACGGGCCAGACAUCUACCCCAAAUUUAAAAAAUGGUGUGACGACUACUUCUUCAUAGCACAUCGCGGGGAGCGGAGGGGCAUCGGCGGCAUCUUUUUCGAUGACCUCGACUCUCCAUCCAAGGAGGAGGCGUUCCGCUUUGUGAAGACGUGUGCCGAGGCAGUGGUUCCUUCCUAUGUUCCCAUUGUGAAAAAGCACUGUGAUGACUCCUACACCCCCCAGGAUAAGCUGUGGCAGCAGCUGAGGAGAGGGCGGUAUGUAGAGUUUAAUCUGGUGUAUGAUCGGGGCACCAAGUUUGGCCUCUUUACUCCAGGAUCCAGGAUCGAAAGCAUCUUGAUGUCUUUACCUCUAACAGCAAGGUGGGAGUAUAUGCAUUCCCCUCCAGAGAAUUCCAAAGAAGCUGAAAUUCUGGAAGUGCUGCGCCAUCCAAAGGACUGGGUGCACUGAUGUGCAGAGCCUUGCUCCAGGGCCUGGUGGUCGCAGGUGGGGUCUUCCUGCACCCUGGCCACCGUGUGGCAGGCAGUGUCUUCUGUGCCUUACCGUCCCCACCUUCUCCACCGUGGGCAUUCCUCUGUGUCAGGUGGUUUUGGUCUUUUCUAGUGCUGUGGCAAAGGUGGGUGGGGAUAUAAAAGUGCCCAAUUUGUUGUCCGUGAAAUUCAUUUGUACGUUUCUAUGCAGUUUCUAUGACCAGUCAAUUUGACAUUGGGUUUCCAGGUCUUAAGUUAAGGGAGUGUAAAUACUAUGAUACCCACCAGGAAACUCAUUUUGUUUGUUGUUUGAAGUUCUAGUUUUUGCUACAGACAUUUAUCAGGGGAUACAUUUUAUCUUCAUUAGUUCAGUCAGGCUGCCCUUCUUGGGAGCUUUAGAAUGCAAUUGGAAGCCAGGCAGUGGUGGUGUACGCCUUUAAUCCCAGUAUUCAGGAAGAAGAGGUUGGUGGAUAUCUGUGAGUUUGAGGCCAGCUUGGUCUACAAAGGGCGUUCUAGUAUAGCCAGGGCUACACAGAGGAACCCUGUUUUGAAAAAGCCAAAAACAAAACAAAAAGAAAAACACAAAAAAAGCAAUUUGAAAAAACAUGUUUUUCGUUAUUUUUGAUGUAAUUUCAUGUAUCUUUCUCUAUAGAGCAGAAUAUGAUAAAAGUACUCAUUUUUUUUUUUUAAAGAUAGCUAUUUAAGAGCUCCGGAAAUAUUCUUUAGUCAGUUCUUGCAUUAUAUAAUGUUGACCUAGUUUACAGCUGCAAAUGGCAUUACCAUUAUUUAAAUAAGGGACGUCUUGAAUGGUGAGGUUUUUGUGGGAUUAUAACCUGCUAACAUUAGGAUUCUAUGUAUUUUUUAAAGCAAAACUUACAUCCCUGGAUUCUGAUACUUAAGAGUUUAUUUUAGACAUUUAGAUAUGGAAGAUUAGACUAAGAACAAAUGAAACACAUUUUUCUCUUUAACUAAAAAGAACAAAGAUAGUCUAAGAGGGGCAUUUUAUAUUUUUUUAAAAAAAUGAGCCAAUAGAAAUUGUCUUACUUUUCAGAUUAGAGAUUCUUCAACUUUUACCUUUUCUUUUAAAAGUCACAGCAGAUUUCUUAAUGUGUGGUUUAUCUGUCUAAAUAAUAGUAUGACUGUGCUAUGUUAUUUGAUUUAUAAUAUAUUGAAUUUGUAAGGCACAAUAUAUUAUACAUAGUUAAAUAUUAUCCUGGAAUAUGUUAGAUGUAUAUGAUUGUGUUUGGCUCUUUUAGGGUGAGAAAAUCUACAAAUUCUUCAACUUGUCUUACAUAGACAGCUAAUAAAUUUUAUUACAAAA
This is a messenger RNA of Rattus norvegicus (Norway rat), 2754 nucleotides long. RefSeq names its product coproporphyrinogen oxidase (gene Cpox). Lineage: Eukaryota; Metazoa; Chordata; Mammalia; Rodentia; Muridae. Gene Ontology annotation, biological process: heme biosynthetic process; porphyrin-containing compound biosynthetic process; heme B biosynthetic process. The transcript has 7 exons. Bases 82 to 1413 code for a protein of 443 amino acids. Gene Ontology annotation, cellular component: mitochondrion; mitochondrial intermembrane space; membrane. The record is from RefSeq and is marked provisional. Gene Ontology annotation, molecular function: coproporphyrinogen oxidase activity; structural constituent of eye lens; protein homodimerization activity.